AUGAACGACCCAUUCGUAUCCUGCCCAUAUGACAUCUCUCAUCGUGUACCAAGAUCGCGUAUCCAAGCUCACAUUGUGAAAUGCGAGAAGAAAGAAUCUCUUAACAUUUGCCCGUAUAACGCUACCCAUAGGCUACCGGAACCAGAAAUGAAACACCAUGUCAUGAAUUGUCCAUCAAAGAGCGCCAUUUUCCCUGAAGAUAUUAAUCGGAAGACCACAGUAAUGCUGCACACACCAAAACCUAUAUUACAGAAAGAUUACUUACCAGAAACAGACCCUCAUCAUGAAAUAUGGGAUGAUUAA
This is a messenger RNA of Papilio xuthus (Asian swallowtail), 303 nucleotides long. RefSeq names its product gametocyte-specific factor 1-like. The record is from RefSeq and is a predicted model, not a curated record. Bases 1 to 303 code for a protein of 100 amino acids. Lineage: Eukaryota; Metazoa; Arthropoda; Insecta; Lepidoptera; Papilionidae. The transcript has a single exon.